AUGGAUGGAGUUUUUGAAGGGUUAGAUAGAGUUAAAUCAGAAUUAGAAAACCUGAAGGAAGAAUUCCGCGCCCAAGCUGAGCUGUCUGAAGGUUUCAGGAAAGCUUACAACGAGCAAGUAGUUAAAUUUCAAGAAGCCAAGCUGCAGAUUGAAAAACAGGCCCAUGAACUAAGUACCAAGUCGGAGGAAAUAUCUGAGCUGAGGCAGCUUUACAAGGACCUCAAAUCCAUUUUGCAACAUAAAGAAGCGCUUCUCAAUAACCUUAACUCUACAAAUGAAAAAAUUCGAGUUGAUUAUGAUGAGAGAAUUCAAAAGUUGGAUGGGAAAAACGAAGAGUUGGUGUUGGGCUUAGAUGGAGCAACAGCAAGAAUCCAAGAUUUGGAGAUAAAGAUUUGUGCCAGUAACAAGGAAAUUGAGGGUCUGAAAAGACUCGUAUCAGUUACACAGAAGAAAUGCCUUCAAGCAGAGCAAGAAGCAGAGUCAUCCAAAGAGCUAAAACACAGAGAUGAUAUAAUAGUGAAACUGGAGGAGGAAAACAGUACUGCACAAGAACAGCUGAAAUGGAAGAAUGAACAGUUUACACAUCUUGAAGAAGCUCACAAAAGGCUUCAAGAUCAGUUUCAGUUGGCCAAGGUGGAGUGGGAGAGGGAGAAAUCGGCACUGGUUGAAGAGAUUUGUUCAUUGCAAGGAAGCUUGGAUUCCCAAAAUAGAAUCUCAGAAAGCCUUCAGACCCAAUUGGGUAUGUGCAACCAGGCCCUAACUCAUGAAGAAAGCAGAAGAAAAGUUCUUGAAGUUGAGCUGUCUGAAUUCAGAUCACGUUAUAACAAUGUAUUUUUAGCGUGUCAAGAAGCAACAAGAAAGAUCAAACACUUGACAAUCGAGAGGGAUGAAGAGAUUGGAAAUCUAAGGAACUCUCUGGGAAGAAAGGAAACAGUGUCCAAAGAAAUGGAAUACAGAAUUGCACACCUGGAGCAAGAGGAUCAGGAAUUGCAGGGAUCUCUUAAAGAAUUUCAUGAGGCUCAAAUCAUAAAUGCUGUACCCUCUUCUUCAUUGAAAAACCUACAAACCAAGCUUCGAAAUUUAGAGCAGUUGAAUUGCAAAUAUUCAGCGAAUCUCAAAGAAAAAGAAGCUGCAUGGAGUUCUCAGAUUGAAAACAUGGCAAAGGAGAUGAAUUGCUACAUGUCUGAAUUGAAUGGUAAAGACAAACGAAUAAAGGAACUCCAGGAGGAGCUGGAAGGCUGUGAUGGUUUGUUGGAGGUUCAAGAUCAAGAGAUUUCUAUAGUAAUCAUCGUCCUAAAAUCAGAAUUCACUGCAGCUUACUCAAACCUGUUGGACAAACAAGUUGAAAUGGAGCUGAGCUACAAAGAGAUGGAUGAGAAGAUCUUGUAUCUAACGGAGCAAUUAGAGAUAAAUAAAUGUGAAUUACGUCAGAAACUGAAAUAUCAGGAGGAAGCCUUGUUUAAUUCGAAACAAGCAGAGAAGGUAGCAGUUUUAUUGCAAGCAAAGGAGCAAGAACUGGAAACAUUGAAGGCUCAAUUUGGGAAUGAAAAGAGGUGCUUCAAGGUUCUAGUUCAGGAGCUCGAGUUUGAGAAUAGAACCCUACUCGAAGACAGAAAGAAACUAUCUUUACAUAGGGAGGUUUUGUUAACUCAAAUGGAGAGAAUCUGUGAAUGGAUUGAUGAGUUCUCUGAAAAAGAUGUUGAACUUACGGGCAUUCUGGGGAAGAUAUUGCAAAAUUGUGAGCAUGCGAAUGCAAUUGAGAUGAAUUUGAUAGCCAGUGGUGAGCUUUAUGAUCCUAGUAGUAGGAUAGAAAGCACACUGCCUUGUCUCUCAAGAAAUGGGAUUGAAGAGAGUGUUGAGAAAAGGUCUCCAUUAACUGAGCUGAACCACCUGGUCCUCUAA
This is a messenger RNA of Ilex paraguariensis (yerba mate), 1902 nucleotides long. The record is from the annotation of a GenBank genome assembly. NCBI's taxonomy places the organism in Eukaryota, Viridiplantae, Streptophyta, Magnoliopsida, Aquifoliales, Aquifoliaceae.